Molecule: messenger RNA, 867 nt
Organism: Ylistrum balloti
Lineage: Eukaryota; Metazoa; Mollusca; Bivalvia; Pectinida; Pectinidae
Product: hyaluronidase-1-like
Exons: 4
Coding region: 1-867 (288 amino acids)
Biological process (GO): carbohydrate metabolic process; hyaluronan catabolic process
Molecular function (GO): hyalurononglucosaminidase activity
Source: RefSeq, a predicted model, not a curated record
AUGGAUGUAUACCACCUGACAAAUGUGCCUAGAGCAGAACUUGUGUGCAAAGUUCAAGGUCAGGGAGUUUUGAAAACGUUGCCGAUCAGCGAUGGGCUAGACGAGGGAGAGACAGUACCUAUUUGUCUAGAGCCAGAAGAAAACGUGUUAUUGCUAAUGAACCAGACAUUAUGGAAAGCAAAAGGGAUACGUGGGAAUGGCAAAUGGGGAUAUUAUGGAUUUCCACGGUGUUACAACUACCGGCUAGGACAAGAUCAAUGCGCCAACGACACAAUACAAUAUAAUAAUGAACUGUCCUGGCUGUUUAAUGCUAGUUCAGCACUCUUUCCCUCGAUCUACCUGGAUAAAGACUUGUUCCCGACUAUUGAGGACAGGGCCCUAAGGGUACAAGGGAUCAUCAAGGAGUCAUUGAGAGUGAGGGAGUCGCUACUAUGCCGUAAUUGCAAACCGAUCAGGAUGAAGUCAAUUUAUGCCUACACCAGAUAUCGGUACAGACAGGAAGACUUUUACAUUACCCCUGACCUGGAGAAUACUAUUGGCCAGUCCUUUGAUGCUGGGUUGGAUGGUGUGGUAGUGUGGGAUAGCUCCUCAAACCUCAAGAACAAGUCUGAUUGUCUUUCUCUGAAGGACUACUUAGAACAGACACUUGGGCCCUAUAUCAAUACCAUUACCAGCUUUGCAAGCCAGUGUCAUACAAAGUGGUGUAAUCGUCAUGGACACUGUGUUCGAACAACUUGGCCUACAAAACAGAACAGAACUACAGACUUUCAAGUAGGUUCGGACUUACAGACCAGACGUGAAUUCUCAAUGUAUCGGUGUGUCUGUUCCCAGCCAUGGACUGGACAACAUUGCGAUCAGCAAACAUGA